Schistocerca cancellata (South American locust) is the source of this 976-nucleotide messenger RNA. RefSeq lists its product as uncharacterized. The transcript has 2 exons. The record is from RefSeq and is a predicted model, not a curated record. Gene Ontology annotation, molecular function: metal ion binding. Bases 256 to 897 code for a protein of 213 amino acids. NCBI's taxonomy places the organism in Eukaryota, Metazoa, Arthropoda, Insecta, Orthoptera, Acrididae.
UUCAGUUAACAAACAUACGUCCUCGUGUUAGUGUUUCCCCGUAUAUACUACAUUCUAAACUAGUGUAACAGUAUACUAAUAGGCCUGCUUGUCGAAGAUGGACGAAUUGUCGAUGAUACCUGAUUUAACAAUGUCUUCUAUUAAGAUCGACUUGUUACACAGGUUAUAGCACAGUCCAAGACGGGUUAUAUAUUGAAUCGAAGCGGCACCUGAGUUUAUUUGACAGAUCGAAUCACAGUAUGCUUGUUUAUCUUUAUGUUUAUGUACCUUGAUAUUGUUUUGUUUACUGUUGUGAAUAUGGCGUCGUUGGUGGCAGAUUACAGUUCUACUGGUUCGGAAAGUAGCAGUGACACAGAUUCAGAAGAAGAUGUCGAAGAAACGAACAAAGGAGGCUGCAGUUCUGAGAAGCUUCCUCAUCCUGAGUUUGGCUCUGCUGGCAUAUCCUGCAUGAAGAGUUCUGUGUUCUCUAAUCCCUUUGUAGAGGCAGAAAAUGCAAAGAAAGCCAUUCUUGAGAAACAUGUUAAAAUGACACCCACAAAAGAAGAGAUAACGAUGAUUAAUGGGAAGAAAAUAUGUUGGAAUUUCAGGAAAGGAAGAUGUAGAUUUGGCCACAACUGCAAAUUUGCACAUGAUUCUGAUUUGCCAAAUAUGAAUACAGAAAAUCAGUCUGAAAGUGGUGAUGUAUAUAAUGGUCAGACAGUUGUUUUACAUGACAGUGUUGGAACUGGUGAUUCUGAAAUUAGCAAAUGUAGUGAGAAUUUACUAAGUGUAGUAAGUAAGAAAAAGAGGCCAGGUCUUGCACAGGAACUUGUUCCUGGAAAGAAGGUACUGAAAUUGUACAAAAAACAAAAAGUUAAGGAUGGUGUUUGGAGUGGUAGCACAGCUGGUAACAAGUGAAAAUGUUUAUAACUGGAAAUGAAUUGCAGUUUUUCUUUUAAUUAUAAAUAUGAACUUCUAAUAUAUACAUUUUAGUUUU